Molecule: messenger RNA, 969 nt
Organism: Paraglomus brasilianum
Lineage: Eukaryota; Fungi; Glomeromycota; Glomeromycetes; Paraglomerales; Paraglomeraceae
Source: the annotation of a GenBank genome assembly
AUGUCACACUUAGAUUUGAACCCGGAAGACUGUCAGACAAAUGAGCGAAGUCCACUCGAGUUGGGAAUUGAUGUCUUUAUUACUCUGGGGUUGUUAGUUAGCUAUUUACCACAGCACUACAAAAUCAUCAAGUUUAAGAGCAGUGAAGGCAUUAACCCCAUAUUCUUGCUGUUGGGUACUUUAUCGGCAACUUCAAGUUUAUUCAAUGUCAUAAUCUUGGAGUUUAAACCCAUUCAAUGUUGCUCUUUUGUGAGUGCUGUUGAAUGCGCCAAGAACACAAUCUCGGUUAUUCAGUUAGGAAUUCAGUGGACUAUGUUUGUCCUAAUCUUGGUUCUGUUUCUUAUCUAUUUUCCAGCACAUCGUAAACUCGCUCCAUACAAUCCUCAGAUUCACUACGGUCGCCCACCUAUUGCUCGUUCACGCGAGUGGAAGGUGUCUAUUACCGUACUAUAUUCUGUCAUAGUCCAUUUUUUAUUGGUCCUGUCGGUCACCGUUUAUCUUUUGGUUCUGGUUGGUGAUUCUAGUCAAAGGGAGACUUAUUUGUGGGCCGGAUUCUUGGGCGUUAUUUCGAUGAUGAUGGCAUCGGUGCAAUAUUUACCCCAGAUUCAUACUACUUGGAAGAUGAAGGCUGUUGGAGCCUUGAGUAUUCCAAUGAUGCUUAUGCAGACUCCUGGCGCGUUCCUUUUUGCAUAUUCCCUUGCAUCGAAAGAAGAUAAUAAUUGGACCACAUGGAUCGUCUUCUUUGUAACUGGCUGUCUGCAAGGCAUUCUCCUUAUCAUGGCUAUAUGUUGGCACUUCCGUGCCAAAAAUAUGGGAUAUGGUCCCUUCGACGUUACUGACGCUGAGGUUUUAUAUGAUAGUGAUGGACGACCUAUGAGGCCAGGUAGACGUUCGUCUGCCGGUGAGCGAUCGCCCUUGAGGCCAGAUAAUCAACCCAAUUAUGCGGCAGUUAUUAAUGAAGAAGAUUAA